Adineta ricciae is the source of this 1308-nucleotide messenger RNA. Lineage: Eukaryota; Metazoa; Rotifera; Eurotatoria; Adinetida; Adinetidae. The record is from the annotation of a GenBank genome assembly.
AUGGCGGAAACAACUGUCUAUCGACAAAAGCCAGCAAAUGAAAGUUCACCUAAAGGUCAAUCUGGAUUCUAUCGUAAUGUGAUCUUACCAAGUAAAACAAUGAAAGAGAAAACUAAACUUCCAUUAAACCAAAUAAAAAAUGCUGCUAUUGCCUAUGAAAAGCAAUCGGCACUUCGAAAGGAAGAUACAGAAAAGUUUCGAAGUUCACUACAACGGCAACUAUCAACUGAUAUGCUUCGAAAUGGAUACCAUCAUUCAUUUCGGGAACUGUGCGCGAUAUUAGCAUGGCAAAAGGAUGAUCGUGAACGUUUAGGAGCUGAACAUCCGCUUCACCGAAGACCAUUACUCGAUGCCGAGCCUGAUAAAUUACGUUUUCUUUGUCAAUAUCUGAAUAAAGCGGAAGAAGCCGAACGACGAUGUCAAUACUCAAAUAUGUAUCAUAACUAUCUGGAAUUAGCGGCGUAUUUUUUGAAGAGUGAUGAUCGUUGGCUUUCAGAUUACUUUUAUGAAAAAAGUUUAACAGUUGCUCAGACUUAUUCACAGUUUGAUCCACAAUUAGCUGCUGAAGCACAUCUCAAUGUUGGUUUGGCUUAUGAACGACGAGGUGAUUUGAUGAAAGCUUUACAUAGCUUCAUCAAAUAUCGUGAAUUGAGCGAAGAUUUCGAAAAUUUGAAAACUGACGCGAGCAUUCAAUUGACGCGUUUAUAUAUGAAAUUAGCACAACGUCGAACAGAUGCACAAUCGCUUCAAUAUGUUGUCAAAGCAUACGAAGCAUCUGCACAAACUGGUGAUAAGAAAGUCGAAAAUGAAACAAGUUACAAACUAGGACAAGCUUUCCUCGAACACGGAGAUGUUGAUUCAGCUUUGAAAUACCUUCAUAGAUAUUAUAAUUACUGUCAAGACGUAAAUGAUGACGAAGGAUUUGGUUUGGCUAGUGAAGCGCUUGCCAUUUGUUAUCAAAAGAAAGCUAACGUGGAAAAAAGUACGGAAUAUCUGACAAAGUAUUUACAAAAAGUUUCCGAUAAAGAAGGUGAUAUUCAAUAUGCUCGUGCAUGCAGUGCACUCGGUUUUAUUCACAAUACCUUGGGUCAAUACGACUCAAGUAUUCAAUCGUUAAGUAAAGCUUAUAGCAUCUCUUUAGCGAAUAGUCAUGCUGAUCUUGAUCGUAAUCGAGUUUUAUUUGGUAUUGCACACGGAAUGAAAUUACGACCGUUUUUUAAUGAUCAUAUCGAUCGAAAGAAUACAAAAGAAUUACUUCAAUGGAAAUGUACAAGACACGAAAGUUUUUUAACACAAUCUCAACCUUAA